UGUCACGGAUUUUAGGGCUUGCGGCAGCGGCGAUAAGGCGAUGGCGCUGUGAAGAACAAGCUGCCAGCUUCUCCUCCUCAGGUUUUGGCAUUCUAGAUUCGCCGCAUAGGGCUGCCGCCGCAGGAGAGCGCUCGAUUUUUCAUCUCCCAAUCCAACAGGCUGUGCAUAUUUCGGGGCUUUCUCGGAUGUGAGAUUCGCGGCGCUAGCGGCUGAGCGUGCACGGGCAAGCUAUGGAGGAUUUAGAACCGAGUGCGGCGUCGCUGGAAGAAAGCAUCAAGAGGGUUGUGUGCAUUGAGGACCGGGCUCUCGAUCGCUCGUUUGUGGUCACGGAGGUGAUGUAUUCCGGCGUCCAGGAGGCUGUCAAGGACUGCGAGACCAGCGGCAAAGCCUCGGAGAUCAGAGUCAUUGACGUGGUGAGUGGGAGAACUCCUCAAGCGGAGAACUUGGAGCCGGGCAGCGACGCUUCAAAGGUCAAGGUCAUUGACAGUGAAACAUCGCUGGAGAGUGACGAGGUAGCUCCUCAAGCCGAGAACUUUGGACCUCCUCAAGCCGAGAACUUGGGACCAGCUGCUACUUCGGAGGGGUCGGACGAGCAGCUCAAGGUUGUGGAUGGGCAGGAGCCGCAGCCGCAGGACGAUGGAGAUCCAGUGUCCGAUGACAGUGAUAGCGAGGAUGAUCUACAGCUCAUUGUGAACGACGAAGAUAUCUUCUACCCUCAUGGAGUCGAGGGGGCCGAAGAUGCCGAACCCGAGGAAGUCUUCGCGGUCGGGGGCGAGGAGCAUUACGAAGAGGUGGACUGGGCAGCGGAAAUGCGUUUCCGUCAUUCCCAAUUCAAGUACGUGAGACCAGGAUCGGGACCCGCUACCACGUCUCCUGGGGUGCCUGACCCUCAAACACCGGGAGCGACGGCGAUUGCGCCGAUCCCGUUUGCCGGCUACGGCUUGGGGAUGUGGGACUUCCACACUUUCCAGCCUGCAUACGAGUUUGUUCUUCCACCAUCAAAGACGGUCUUUGAUAUUGACAUCGAUCAGUUUGAAGAGAAACCCUGGGAGUACGAAGGGACAGACAUAACGGACUACUUCAACUUUGGUUUCACUGAAGACACCUGGAAGCAGUACUGUGAGGAGUUUGCCAGGGCCAAAGCCGAGGCAUCUAAAAAGAGCAAGAUGCGUGGUCUUGAUAACGGCCAUUCGCAGCAGGGCUGGAACUAUGAUAAUGCGAGAUACAAUGAUACGCCGGAGCCUCAAAGAGGACGUGCUCAAGGACAACGGGGAAUGAGAAAUCAUUCUGGUAGAGCAAUCCAGGUAGAAGAAGGUGGAAACGAACGGCGAUCUUCCGAAUUACGACGGCAAAGGCUUCGUGAUUCCGAAUCUGGAAUACAGAUCGACGAGGGAAGAUACGAAAACAGUCACGGGGAAUUCAGGCGCAAACAAAGAAAUGACGAUUUGCCUAGACGGAAAGGAUUUCACCGAGAAAGUCAAUCCGCGGAACAAUCAAUGCUUUGCUCUUCACCUUUGAGCGGAAGGCUUGGUGGUCGCACGCCCCCCGGUCCUCGGACAAAUCUCGGUGGGAUUUAUUCAGGCGGGAUCAUUUCUACGUCUACCAGUGGACGAUCAACGUUUAGUUCCCGAUCGUCGCCUGGUGGGGUUCAAGGUUCCGUUGAAAACGGGUUUCGUACAUUGUCCAAGCGUCUAAGCGAAGAAGAGGAGACACCAGUUAGGAGGUCACCACCGAGGUUCGAAAGAGCUUCUGCUUCAGCUCCGCAGAGAAGGCUUGGUGAAAUGGUGGCAGAGAAACCUCAGAGAAGGCUCAGUGAUGUUGGGACAGAGAAACCACCGAGAAGGCUCAGUGACCUGAUGACAGAGAAGCCACCAAGAAGGGUCAGUGAACUGAUGACGGAGAAACCACCGAGAAGGCUUAGUGAACUGGUCACAGAGAAAGCAGAAAGAAGAUCCAGUGAACUGGUGACGGAGAAAGCUGAAAGAAGGCCCAGUGAACUGGUGACGGAGAAAGCACAGAGAAGGCCUAGUGAACUGGUGGCGGAGAGGAGGCCCAGUGAACUGGCGAGGGAGAAACCACAGAGAAGGCUUGGUGAACAAGUGGAGAAACGACCAAUUUCUCUGGUUAGAAGAGUUACUCAACUGGUAAAUGAAACAAAAUCGCCUCAAGAAAAGAAGUUGGUUUCAACAAUGGAGCCUGCAAGGAGGACCAUACGGCUAAAUGCAGAGAGAAGAAGCCAGCUGAUAUCGGAAAGGACAGCCGACAGAGUAGAGAGGAGAUCGGAAGUGACUGUAGAGAGGCGACAAGUAUCUUUGAGAGCUGCGGACAUCGAGUUUGAGCAAGAUGAUGAAGAAGAGCAACCGGCAAGGGAUUCAAAUGAGAGGAUUGGCCAGUCCCGGCAGCUUACGAGAGCUCCGUCGCUUUCGAAGUCGGAGGAUAGACCAAAGUUCAAGCAACAGGAUAGCGGUGCCAAGGAUGACUUGAGGAUGAAAGUCCUUGAGAAGGUCUCCGCUAGAUGGAAGCUCCAUCUUCGCAUGGAUGAUGCUCAUGCAAGGAGGAAGAGGGAAAAUCUUAGCAAACCAGAUCAGAAGGACAACGAAGAAGGAGCUGGCGGGUAUCAUAAUAGUACCAUCCGUGACACACAGACGGCGUACGCUUCAGAAGAAUUAGAAGACGACAACAGGAGAGAGAGAAAAGAAGAAAGAAAGCGAAGACACAAGGACAGGAAGGAAAGGCGGAGACUAAAGUCUGAAGAUGAAGAUGCAAGGGAUUGCGAUGAUUAUUAUCAGGAAGUGGACGAACGCUGGCAAAUGGAAGAUGCAGACUUUACUGGGCAUGAAUGCAGAGAUGAUCGUAAGAGAAAACGGAGGAGAUAUGACGAUGUGUUAGGGGUGGAGGAAGACGAGGUGAGUGACCUCUCUGAAAGACGGUCGCAGAGGUACUCCGACUCGAGGUAUAGGAGAAGGGAUUAUAAUGACGAUGGAGCUGACGGUUGGGAAAUGGAAGAAGGAGAAUGUGAAGAAGAUGUGUACGUCGAAGAUGUAGAAUGUGAGGACGACAGAUGGGAAGAUGAUGGCUACACGUACAAGCGGAAGAGACGAAGAUACAAUGACGAGUUGUUUGAGAUGGACCGUGACUAUGAGACUGAUAAUCCUGGGGACGAGCGAGACUAUUCGUAUGACGAGUUUCCAUCUGGUCAAGCAGACGAUUUAGUUUAUAAGAGGCAGGAAAACCCGCGCCACCGGGAAACUGAUCGCUGGACCGGGACUCUCGAUGAUAGCUGUGACGAGUAUGACGACUAUGACAACUGAUUUAAACGACUUUGUCGUCGCGGGUUUGUUCGUCGGCGUCUGACAAGGUACGUGAGAAGAAUGUAUUUUGUAUUUCAGAUGGCCCGUUUUCCGAAGCAGAAAAGGUUGAUCGGCACACUAGAAGAGGUAUUUGACUGAGCGUUUGGAAGCAAAAGCGGAGUUCUCUUUUCCUCCGGGCGGAACACGACGCAUGUUCUCGGAAGAAUGUAGUGGACAUUGAAAUUAAGCAAUAAAAAAGCUUUUGAGUUGAA
Selaginella moellendorffii is the source of this 3562-nucleotide messenger RNA. RefSeq names its product FIP1[V]-like protein. The transcript is spliced from 11 exons. Lineage: Eukaryota; Viridiplantae; Streptophyta; Lycopodiopsida; Selaginellales; Selaginellaceae. The record is from RefSeq and is a predicted model, not a curated record. Gene Ontology annotation, biological process: mRNA processing. The coding region runs from base 231 to 3311 and encodes 1026 amino acids.